This is a messenger RNA of Orcinus orca (killer whale), 1132 nucleotides long. RefSeq names its product casein beta (gene CSN2). Lineage: Eukaryota; Metazoa; Chordata; Mammalia; Artiodactyla; Delphinidae. The coding region runs from base 101 to 775 and encodes 224 amino acids. The transcript has 9 exons. The record is from RefSeq and is a predicted model, not a curated record. Gene Ontology annotation, cellular component: extracellular region.
AUUAAAUACUGUAUAUAAAGAGCCACAAAAGCAGACCAUUAUCCACUCAGCUCCUUCUUCACUUCUUUUCCUCUACUUCAGAAAAAAGGACUUAAUAGCCAUGAAGGUCCUCAUCCUUGCCUGCUUGUUGGCUCUUGCCCUUGCAAGAGAGAAAGAAGAACUCAUUGUAUCCAGUGAGACUGUGAAAAGCCUUUCAAGCAGUGAGGAAUCUGUUAUGCACAUCAAUGAGAAAAUUGAGAAGUUUAAACAUGAGGAACAGCUGCAAACAGAGGAUGAACGCCAGGAUAAAAUCCACCACUUUUCCCAGCCACAGCCUCUAGUCUAUUCCUACACUGGGCCAAUCCCUUACCCUAUUCUUACACAAAACAUCCUGCCUCUUGCUCAGCCCCCUGUGGUGGUGCCUUUCCCUCAGCCUGAAAUAAUGGAAGUCCCCAAAGCUAAGGAGACUAUCCUUCCUAAGCAUAAAGAAAUGCGCUUCCCUAAAUCUCCAGUAGAGCCCUUUAUUGAAAGCCAGAGCCUGACUCUCACUGAUCUUGAAAAUCUGCACCUUCCUCUGCCUCUGCUCAAGUCCUUGAUGCACCAGCCUCCCCAUCGUCUUCCUCCUACCCCCAUGUUUCCUCCUCAGCCACUGCAGUCCCUUUCUCAGCCCAAAGUCCUGCCUAUUCCCCAGCAAGUGGUGCCCUACCUCCAGAGAGAUAUGCCCAUCCAGGCCCUUCUGCUGUACCAGGAUCCUGUACUUGGUCCUAUCCGGGGGCUCUACCCUGUUAUUGUCUAAGAGGAUUUCAAAAUUAAUGCCCCCUCCUCACUUUUGAAUUGACUGCGACUGGAAAUGUGGCAACAUUUCAAUCCUUGCAUCAUGCUACCAAAAUAGUUUUUAAAUGAAUCAACAUGGAAAAAUAUGCAACUUUAUUCCUUUAUUUAUUUUAUGCUUUAUAUGGCAUUCAUCUUAAUUUGAAUUUGACUUAUAAACUCUAUAUUUUCAAAAGUUUAAUUCAACAAAAUUUCAACUUUAAGUGGGAAAUACCAUAAACAUAUCAAAAAUAUGUAUAAAAAUAAUUUCUGGAUUUGUGUUUAUUAUUUCUUUAAGAAUCUCUUUCCUAACCAGUCAUUUCAAUAAAUUAAUCCUUAGGCA